Molecule: messenger RNA, 912 nt
Organism: Fusarium keratoplasticum
Lineage: Eukaryota; Fungi; Ascomycota; Sordariomycetes; Hypocreales; Nectriaceae
Exons: 3
Coding region: 1-912 (303 amino acids)
Source: RefSeq, a predicted model, not a curated record
AUGUCUUCCAAGCCGAGAAUUCGAGCUGGCGUCAUGCCAUCGACUGCAUCUCGGGUCCGCGGGACCCCUGUGCCCAAACUACCAGAGCUCAUAGAUGAGGAAGACGAUUGGAGUGGAAUUACUGAUGCGGUGUCACGCAGACGGAUACAAAAUAGGCUUAAUGUCAGAGCAUACCGACGGCGAAAGGCCCUUGAGUUGAAGAGCAAGGCCACACGUGCUAUUAAGACCGAGUCCGAGAUACCAUGUUGGGUUGAAGCUCAACAAGCCAUACGUCUGGUACCAGCAACAACGGCGGCCAAAAGCAAUAAUCUUCAGGCACCUCUAAUACCCCGAAUUCCUUCCUCUCAAGACUCCAUCAUUCCAGCCAGAUCACCCAAGCCUCGGAUCACGUUCCCCCUUUCCUCCGAUCACCUAAUCGUUCUGCUCCAAUUCAACGUCCUACGUGCAUCUCUCGCUAAUCGAGAGCUGGUAUCACAACUUGGGAGUGCUCCUACUGCCGAAUGCUCCUCCGCAGCAGAACACGUUCUCCCAUAUCCUACAGAUCCAGGCAUCGCCCCCCCGUCCCUUUUACCCACAACCCUCCAACGCACAAUCCCGCAUGAAGGCUGGGUAGACAUCAUACCGCACCCUGUCUGGCGCGACAACGUCCUGCUAGCGCUUGGUCAGUUUGACGAAGAUGCGCUUUGGUCAGAUAUCAUGGGCGGCCUCUUUGAAGGAUUUCCCGAGUCGGAGAUUGAGCAUCGGGGUGUCAUUGCGUGGUCACCUCCGUGGGAUGCGAGCGGAUGGGAGUUAUCACCAGGGUUUGUGAAGAAAUGGGGCUGGUGUCUUAGAGGGUGUGAAGACAUAUUGGCGAUAACGAAUCAGUGGAGGCUGAAGAGAGGUGAUGAGCCAAUUGUUUACGAGCUGCCGUAG